AUGGCCAUCGCCGAAGCGUUGUUGUUUGUCAACAACAGAGCCGUCGAACAUCCCCUGCAAUUCUUGACUGCAGUUGCUUUCGCGGUACCUCUGCUCUACGUCGUCAUCAAUGAGUUCAUUCGGGCUUCAGCUCGCAUUCCCGGCUUCAAAGGGCCUCGUGGACUGCCUUUGAUAGGUAAUCUGGCGCAAAUUCGAAAGGACGCAGCCGAACAAUAUCGCAUCUGGUCCAAGAUAUAUGGACCCGUCUAUCAAAUCCAGCUAGGAAAUAUCCCUGUCUUAGUGGUCAACUCUGCCGCAGCUGCGAAAGUCCUUUUCGGGCAAAACGCACAGGCUCUAAGCUCCAGGCCUGAGUUCUAUACUUUCCAUAAAAUUGUCUCGAACACAGCUGGUACAACAAUUGGUACUUCUCCCUACAGUGAAUCGCUGAAGAGGCGCAGAAAGGGCGCAGCAUCGGCUCUCAAUCGGCCCUCCGUCGAGUCUUACGUGCAUCAUCUGGACGUCGAGUCCAAAGCGUUUGUAGCGGAGCUUUUCAAGUAUGGGAAUGGUGGGAAGACACCAGUGGAUCCCAUGGCUAUGAUUCAGCGUCUCAGCCUGAGUCUUGCCCUUACUCUGAACUGGGGAGUACGUGUAGCAUCCCAGGAAGAAGAACUUUUUGACGAGAUCACCGAAGUCGAGGAUAAAAUCAGCAAAUUCAGAAGUACUACGGGUAAUCUACAGGAUUAUAUUCCGAUCCUGCGUCUCAACCCGUUUAGCAGCAACUCUCACAAGGCGAAGGAGAUGAGAGACAGGCGUGACAAGUACCUCAGUUCACUCAACCGGGACCUUGACGAUCGAAUGGAGAAGGGCACCCACAAACCUUGCAUCCAGGCCAACGUAAUCCUUGACAAGGAGGCCAAGUUAAACUCUGAGGAGCUCACCUCUAUUAGUUUAACCAUGCUUUCUGGCGGUCUUGAUACCGUCACAACUCUCGUGGCUUGGAGUAUCUCUCUUCUUGCUCAGCGUCCCGACAUCCAAGACAAAGCAGCGAAAGCUAUUCAGGAAAUGUACAGCGAAGGCCAACCGCUGUGUGACCCUGCAGACGAUCAAAAAUGCGCUUAUGUCGCCGCUCUGGUCCGUGAGUGUCUCAGAUAUUACACUGUGCUUCGUCUGGCCCUGCCGCGCACGUCAAUUAGGGAUAUUACUUACGAUGGUAAGGUAAUUCCUAAAGGAACUGUAUUCUUCCUGAAUGCUUGGGCCUGCAACAUGGACCCCGAAGUAUGGAGUGAUCCGGAUGAAUUCAGACCAGAGCGCUGGUUCGAGCAACCCGAUGCGCCCAUGUUCACUUACGGGAUGGGCUACCGCAUGUGCGCUGGCUCACUCCUCGCCAACCGUGAGCUGUACCUUGUCUUCAUACGUACUCUGAAUAGCUUCCGUAUUGAGCCUACUGAGGAGAAGAUAGAGUGGCAUCCUCUGAAGGGAAACUCUGACCCGACGAGCCUGGUGGCGAUACCGAAAAAGUACAAGGUCAGAUUUGAUUUGAUAAGCGAGUUGAUACGCGAGUACGAUACGCGAUAA
Messenger RNA from Aspergillus nidulans FGSC A4, 1554 nucleotides. RefSeq names its product protein phacB. The transcript has 7 exons. The coding region runs from base 1 to 1554 and encodes 517 amino acids. The record is from RefSeq and is a predicted model, not a curated record. Lineage: Eukaryota; Fungi; Ascomycota; Eurotiomycetes; Eurotiales; Aspergillaceae. Gene Ontology annotation, molecular function: monooxygenase activity; heme binding; oxidoreductase activity, acting on paired donors, with incorporation or reduction of molecular oxygen.